Molecule: messenger RNA, 2237 nt
Organism: Cucurbita maxima (winter squash)
Lineage: Eukaryota; Viridiplantae; Streptophyta; Magnoliopsida; Cucurbitales; Cucurbitaceae
Product: probable L-type lectin-domain containing receptor kinase S.7
Exons: 1
Coding region: 92-2101 (669 amino acids)
Biological process (GO): protein phosphorylation
Cellular component (GO): plasma membrane
Molecular function (GO): ATP binding; protein kinase activity; carbohydrate binding
Source: RefSeq, a predicted model, not a curated record
ACUCAAGAACAUCGACCAUCAUCAUCAAUCCAAUCCUCUCAGUUCUUGAAUACCCAUCUCCAGAUCCUUAACUCAGCCAUUCUCCGCCCCAAUGACCCCAAGAAAUCUCCUCGCCGUCGCCCUUUUCCUCCUCCUCUUCACUCCGCCAAGAACACAGAGUAUCGGCUUCGAUUUCAAUUCUUUCAACAUCAGAAACCUCACUCUCCUCGGCGAUUCCCACUUCCGCGACGGCGUUAUCGGCCUCACCAAAGAGCUCGGAGUCCCUUCCUCCAGCGCCGGCGCUGUAAUUUACAAUCAACCCAUCGGAUUAUACGACGCCGAUACCAACAUUACUGCCUCUUUCUCCACAAGAUUCUCUUUCUCCAUUACUAAUACUAACCCCACUUUCUCCGGCGACGGUCUUUCCUUUUUCCUCUCCCCUGAUAAUCGGACCCUCGGUAGUCCCGGUGGGUAUUUAGGCCUCGUCAAUUCCUCCCGUUUGGUUAACAAGUUUGUCGCGGUUGAAUUCGACACUCGGCUUGAUUCUGUCUUCAAUGAUCCUAAUGAUCACCAUGUUGGCUUCGACAUUGAAAGCUUGGUUUCAAUCAAGACGGCCGAUCCUGCUUCUCAAGAGCUCAAUCUCAAGAGUGGGGAGUCCAUUACGGCUUGGAUUGAGUACAAGAAUGAGGAGUGUAGGUUGAGGCUUUUCUUGAGUAAUUCUAGUUUGAAGCCUUCUGAGGCGCUUCUCGACGUUAGUGUCGAUCUUUCGAGCUAUCUUAAGGAGGUUAUGUAUGUCGGGUUUUCGGGUUCGACUGAAGGGAGUACUGAUCUUUAUUUGAUUGAGAGUUGGAGCUUUCAUACUUCUGGGUUUGUUCCUGCUCGACGUCGAUUUAAGCCUCAUAAUGUUUCUGAUAGCUCUGUGAUUGAUUCUCCUAAUAUUUCUAUAUCUGAUUCUGGAAAUGGUCAUCACAGUCGGCUCGGGCUGGGUCUCGGGAUCGCCGGACCGGCCUUCUUUUGUGCCGUGAUUGCUGUGUUUGGUUUCUUUUCACUUAGGAAAUGGAGGAAGAUUAGGACUCAAAAGAGCUUCAAGGCAGAGCUUUUGACAGGUCCUAGGGAGUUUUGUUACAGAGAACUAAAGAGAGCCACAAAAGGAUUUCACUCCAGUAGGAUCAUUGGCAAUGGGGCUUUUGGGACUGUCUAUAAGGCUUUUUGCACCUCAUCAGGAGGCAUUUCGGCUGUUAAAAGAUCGAAGCAUUCCCACGAAGGAAAGACCGAGUUUCUGGCCGAGUUGACAAUCAUAGCUCGGUUGAGGCACAAAAAUUUAGUUCAGCUCCAAGGUUGGUGCGUCGAGAAAGGUGAACUGCUUCUCGUUUACGACUUUAUGCUGAAUGGGAGCCUUGAUAAGCUGCUCUACCAGGAAUCUGUAGAAGCUAGCUUGUUAAACUGGUCUCACAGAUACAACAUUGCUGUUGGAUUAGCCUCUGUGCUGACAUAUCUACAUCAGGAAUGUGAGCAGCAGGUGAUUCAUAGAGAUAUAAAGACUGGUAAUGUACUGCUGGAUGCGAACUUCAAUGCCAGACUGGGCGAUUUUGGAUUGGCAAAGCUCAUGGAUCACGACAAGAGCCCGGUUUCAACUCUAACUGCAGGAACAAUGGGAUACCUCGCACCUGAGUAUCUACAAUACGGGAAAGCAACUGAGAAAACCGAUGUCUUCAGCUACGGUGUGGUUAUCCUUGAAGUGGCCUGUGGGAGGAGGCCGAUCGAAAGAGAAGCAGGUACUCAAAAGAUGGUCAAUCUGGUAGAUUGGGUUUGGGGAUUACAUUCUCAGGGAAAGAUCAUCGAAGCAGCCGAUAAAAGGUUGAAUGGCGAGUUCAAGGAAGAAGAAAUGAGGAAACUGCUACUUGUUGGAUUGAGCUGUGCAAACCCGGAUAGCUCGGUGAGGCCUUCGAUGAGGAAGGUCCUACAGAUUCUCAACAAUGAGACUGAGCCGGUGUUCGUGCCAAAACUGAAGCCUAGUCUUACCUUUUCUUGUGGCUUUUCACUGACCGUGGAUGACAUUAUAGUAGAGGAAGGAGGAGGAGAGUGGGAAUCUGCAAAGGCAACCACUAUCCAAAUAGACUGAAAGUAACUUCUGUGUUUUUCUUGCACCCUGAUUGUUAAGAUUCAUUCUUUUAUAACCAUCACACUGGUAAAUGCCAUCAUGUACUUCUCAAGUGUCUAGAAACUGAAGGGGAGUUCAAUACAAUCUAUUUGAACUC